This is a messenger RNA of Centruroides sculpturatus (bark scorpion), 603 nucleotides long. Its product is annotated as venom protein 29-like. The transcript has 5 exons. The coding region runs from base 40 to 417 and encodes 125 amino acids. The record is from RefSeq and is a predicted model, not a curated record. NCBI's taxonomy places the organism in Eukaryota, Metazoa, Arthropoda, Arachnida, Scorpiones, Buthidae.
UCGAUAUUCAAGAGCGUAAGGUGAAGCUAAUCUUUAGCAAUGAAAGUGUUGGCAUUAUUGUUAUUUCUGGCUGUAGCCUGGAGAGUUGAAGCACUUACUAAAGACGAAAUGCGAACUAUUUUGUGCUCCGCUCCGCUUGAGUAUUCGGUAAGAUUCAUUGACUGUACAUUGGAUAAAAGCUCCGCAUUCGUCCAAAAGGCCGGCGAUAUAGCUUACGAGUGUAUUAACGAAAAGUUCGAAACUGAAGGGAAAGCAGAAGCCAUUUUAUCUUUAGUCUGUCAGGAUUCUGUGUCUAAAAAUAGAAAGGUGAACUCUUGUCUUAAUAGAGGAAUAACAGAGUUAGGAGAAGGAAAGUCGGAAGACAUUACUUCAUUCAUUGACGCUUUAAAAGCUUGUAUCACGCUCUCGUUAACAUAAAACUAAUCUGUUUUCAUUUUGUGUAUUUUGAAAAUGUUUUUCUCUGGAUUUUCCAUUAAUUUUUCAAAGUAAAUAUUUGUGUAUUAAAUAAAAUUGAUAUUCGAACAUUAACUAUGUGAUACCGGUACGUCUUUUAUAUAUCUAUAUAACCCAUUGAACGCGUGUCCGUCCGUCCGCGUAACAGUA